AUGGUCGUUAGCAACCGAUCGAGGACUGGCUCCUACGACAAUAACACACCAGAUAUUCCCUACAGAAACUCUAGCAUGCCCAACAUGAUGCGUUUCGAUUACGAGACUCCAUUGGAAAGUAGCGACGGUGAUGGCUCCUCGGACGGUUCCUUUCCCCGUCGCGGCGUGGUACGAAAGUCCAGUGGUUCUGUGUCGGUGGAUUCGGUUCCUGCCUUUCAUAACAUUUACGCCAAACCGCAGCACCAGUACGAUGAUCAAUACAGUCAAGCAGAUUACAGCGUGUUCUCGGCAUUAGGCGGAGGAAGUAAUACGCUGGUUCUAACGGCUCGGCGGAGGAAGAAUCCGGCCUACAUUUGCGUCAUGAUUGUUUCCAUUCUUGGCCUCUUUUUGUACACCAAUGCCCAUGCCACACUCCACAACGCUUUGACGCAAAUGAGUAUGCUCACAUUAGAACGACGAAGCAUUCACACCCAAUUCAAAAUUGUGGAGCAUGAUCUUAGAAAGUUCCAACGAACCAUUGUAAGACUCUCGCAGAGUCGGGAAGAAAAGCCACAAGAGCAUGUGGUGGAAGAAAAGAAAAGCGCCGUGUCAGAAAUGAAUCGAUUGCACGAAACCAUUAAGGAUACGAACGAGGCCAUUGAGAAUUUGCAAAAGCAUAUUCAAGAAACAAGUCGACAGGAUGCUCUUGAAAAGUACGGAAGUGGAGUGCUUCGGGUGGAACUCCAGCUCUCCUUUCCCGGCAAACCAGAUGGUGGGCCCGAUACCUCCAUGAUAUUGGAAAUGGCAUCUUUGGAUGAAAUGCCGCAUUCGGUCAAUUUGUUUUUGGAAAUGGUGGAUCGAAAGUUAUUCGAUGGUUGUUCCUUUAUUUUGUAUGCCAUGGACAUUAUCAAGGCGGCUCCUCUUCCAUCGGACGGUACCUCCACUGCGGCCAAGGUGAAAGCCUUUACCCGAGCGGGUCUCGAUUCCGUCGCCUUUCGGGAAUACUCCCCCAAGUAUCCACACGAAAAGUGGACGGUAGGAUUUGCCAUGGAUGGGAGUCCUUCGUUCUUUAUCAAUACCAACGACAAUACGGAGGUGCAUCACGGCGACCCUUGCUUUGCCAAGAUUGUUUCCGGUUUUGAGACGGUGGAAAGAUUGAAGAGUGCACCCACCCGGAAGGAUGGAAUGUGGUACAAGAAGCGAAUUGGAUUGAAACGAGCAAGGAUUUUGUAA
This is a messenger RNA of Cylindrotheca closterium, 1212 nucleotides long. The record is from the annotation of a GenBank genome assembly. Lineage: Eukaryota; Bacillariophyta; Bacillariophyceae; Bacillariales; Bacillariaceae.